Molecule: messenger RNA, 1965 nt
Organism: Aspergillus calidoustus
Lineage: Eukaryota; Fungi; Ascomycota; Eurotiomycetes; Eurotiales; Aspergillaceae
Source: the annotation of a GenBank genome assembly
AUGUUUGCAUCCCUCGGGUUAUUCAAGGACAUCCCAUGUCCGCAGGGCCAGGAGUGCUCUCUGUUAGGCUGCAUAUUUUCUCAUCGCAACCUUACAUCAAUCUCCAGCGACUUCAGUACCGCCGACACUCAGACUCCGGAAAUGGAAGAGUCGUCUGAGCCGGCUCCGAAGAGAGUCAAACUUGAGGCAGCCCCUGAAAAGGAGGAUCCGCCGAAGAAGGCCUCAGCUCAUGAUCUCAGCGGCCGCAGUUCUGUUUUGAGGAGCACCCCCACCAAGAGACCUGAGGCUACAGGUACAAGAGCUGGAGACUCGCGGUCAGUCUCUCGGCAGGAACUCGCCAACCCGAAGACUACGCCUGUCAAGCGUGCGGCAUCCACUGCUGAAAGUUCAGGGUCCAGUUUACCUCCUAGACAAGCUCCCAAAGAAUCGCUAAACCCACGCAUGCUCCCGAAGGCGCCGGCAACAUACAAUGCGCGAACGGCUAUCCUGAAAAAGCUACACUCAACGCUUUGCUCUCUGAAUGAUAAGCUCGCUAAAGAUAAAACGAACAAAGAUAAAUCACUAAUCCUGACACCCGACGAGCUCAUCACGAUGGCCCUGGACGAGGAAGAAAAGGUGGCAAAAGAGAAUCCGACAAUAUACUCCAACAUCGUCAAGCUUCGGAUUGUAAAGUUAUCCAAAUUGAACCAAGAGGACUGGGCGAAAGAGCUCAAAGAUUAUCUCAACAAGAAAUAUUUCAGAUUCGAGGCCCCCCAAGCCCCCAAAGCGCCGCAGGCAUUCACGACUGGGCUAAGUGUUGAAGAAGAACUUGCAAUUGCAAGAAAACUGGUGACGCCGUUACAAGGAUUGGAGAAAUAUGGUUAUGUGACGAAAGCACCCACUGCAGAAGAAGUGGAAGCGGCAAGGAAAGGUGUUUUGGGUGCCGGAGGCUGGGAGAAGUGUGAUCGGUGCGGUGGCCGAUUCCAAGUCUUCCCUGGCCGUCGCGAGGAUGGUUCGCUGACCACCGGAGGGCCAUGUACUCACCACCCUGGAAAGCACUUUUAUCCCCCGAAGAAGAAAACCGAUCAUGUUACUGGGGCGAGAGAGGCAUACUUCACUUGCUGCAAUGAGACGCUGGGAACCUCUCCAGGAUGCACCAAGGGUGAGAAUCAUGUCUUCAAAGUCUCGGAGACGAAGAGACUGGCCUCCAUUCUUCAAUUUGAAGAGACACCGGAAAACCCAAACAAAGGCCGCACAUCUCCAGUUUGCUUUGACUGCGAGAUGGGAUACACGACUUUGGGCUUGGAGCUUAUUAGAAUGACCGCAGUCAGCUGGCCUGAAGGCGAGAAGAUCCUGGACGUACUGGUUCGACCGAUAGGGGAGGUCCUAGACCUAAACUCUCGCUUUUCCGGCGUCUUCCCAGAACAUUAUGCGACAGCUCUUCCGUACGGCACGCCGACAGCCAAGGAGAACUCUACGCAGUCGGACGAGGCAGGCACAGAGCCCCCGCACUUACAGGUCGUCGAAUCUCCUGCAGCAGCACGCGCACUGCUCUUCGAGCUUCUACAGCCAACAACACCUUUGAUAGGGCAUGCGAUAGACAAUGACCUCAACGCCUGCCGAAUAAUCCACCCAACGGUCAUCGACACGGCUAUUCUAUAUCCACAUCCAGCUGGCGGGUUCCCAUACCGCAUGAGCCUUAGGACUUUAUCCAAGAAGCAUCUCGACCGGGAUAUCCAGACAGGAGGCAAUCGCGGACACGAUUCGAAAGAGGAUGCAAUCGCUACCGGCGACUUGGUUAGAGCUAAGGCUGCAGAAUUAUGGAAGACGCUCAAGCCAAAAGGGUGGACAAUCGCAGACGGCACGCUGUUACCGCCUCCAGGCCAGGAAGACGCUGUUGCAUUCCCGCAGCUGAAGCUCGGACAGGGAGCGGGGCAGAAGAGGAGUAGCUCUACAAAAGGAACAAUAGUGCCAGGUCGCGGCUGA